This is a messenger RNA of Coffea eugenioides, 1311 nucleotides long. RefSeq lists its product as uncharacterized. The record is from RefSeq and is a predicted model, not a curated record. The transcript has 5 exons. NCBI's taxonomy places the organism in Eukaryota, Viridiplantae, Streptophyta, Magnoliopsida, Gentianales, Rubiaceae. Bases 54 to 599 code for a protein of 181 amino acids.
UGGAGUUAAAGGCAAAAUUAAGUUUUCGUUACAAAGAGUUAUCCUAUCUAUAUAUGCAGCUGAUGACAAAAGCUUCUGAAUGUGAUGAAGCUUAUCAAAUUGCUAAAGAUGGAUUUUGGAAAAUGUCAGAACAAAUGGAUGCAUGUUGUCAAGGGAAAAAGAAAAUGAAAGAAGUGCGUAUUGAAGAAAAUUGUAGUGCGUAUCAAGAUGUUGACACUAAUCCAUCUGAAGUUGCCUAUAAUAAAAUAAAAGGCAUCAAAGUGAAAGAAAAAGUCACCUACAAGUCGAGCAAGAGGCCAAGAAGUGCACUGGAAAUGGCUACUAAGAAACGCAAGUACAAGGUGAAAGAGAAGUCUUCAUCGAAAAAAUUACAGGAAUUUGGAAAUAAUGUUGUUCAUUCAAGUAUGGAUUCUGCUACAAUUCAAGGUUUUGUUCGAGAAUUACCACCCCAGCAGGAAUUUGGAAUUCCAAUAGAAGACAUUUACAAUAGGCGAAAUCCUAAAAACAUGACACAAUUAUUGCAAACGUUGGACCCUAACUUCUACCAAGGCUAUGAUUUGAUGUCUUCAAGUUCAAUAGCACACCAGCAGCGUCAAUGAGUUUUGUCCAAGCACAAGAACUGGGAAAUAAUGAUGAUAGUGAUCAACAAGUUGCUAAACAUGAAUGAUCAGGGCAAAAAUCUUGGAUGGUGUGAAGUUAUACAUUUAUACACCUCGGAAUCUAUCCACUCUUUUCUUUCUGUUCCCUUGUAGAAGAGGGAUCAUAGAUUUUUAUACACAUUCCAUUUUUUGUUUUCCUCUUUCUGAGGUUUGAGCACAACGUUAUGUUUUAAAGCCACAAAAGCAAUCCAUGGAGACCAAAGCCAAUAAUUUUCAACUUUGACAUGAAAUAACAUCUUAGCUGCACUUAAUCAGACAAGGGGAAUAUCCACAACACCUUCCCAGAUAUUUGGGAUUUCACUUAUCAUCUUACAAUCAAAGCAAAAGGCUAACGAUCUCACACACAAUUAACUUGAGUCUGCAUAGCUCUAGUCUCUCUCAAAGAUACUGCAACAAUAUAUGCUUUAAACACGCGAACAUUGAAGGGAAGCAUGCCAACCCCUUAUUCAGUAAUAGUAGUGGAUCGAAAUAACAUGAACCCCUAGAAUGCAAUCUCUGAAGCAGAAUUUACUUCGGAAGUCUCUAGAAUGCAAAAGCAAGACAUUGUAAAUCAAACCAAUCGUAACAAGCUCUAGAAUGCAAUCUCUGAAGCAGAAACAGAAGGAGAGGCUUUGUGCAGGUCAGACACUGCAAUACAGCAUUGGCAUAACAA